AUGGAUGGCGAGAAGAAGACCCACGAGGUCAACUCGGCUACGUCGACAACAUCAGACGUCGGCGUUGGCGUCCACGAGGAUGCGCCUCAGAAUGUCUCUUGGGCGAGGAAGAUUCUCUAUCACCUUUGGGACGCUGAUCAGUAUCUCAAGAGCCCCCAGGAACGCGCUUUGGUUCGGAAGCUGGAUUUCGGCAUCUUGAUUUGCGCAACUCUCGGCUGGUGGAUGAAAUACAUUGACCAGAGCAACAUCACAAAUGCCUAUGUCAGCGGGAUGAAAGAGGACCUGAAGAUCCAGGGAAACGAGUACACUUAUAUGCUCAUGUGCUACACCAUUGCCUUCGCCAUCAUGCAAAUCCCUUCAAACUUGAUCGCACUCAAGAUCCGUCCUCGCUACUGCAUCGUGUUUUGCGAACUCGGAUGGACAGCCUUCACCUUUGCCCAAGCCGCAGCUCAAAGCAGCAACCACAUGUACGCCUUCCGCUUCAUGAUCGGACUCUUCGAGUCCGGCUUCUCGCCCAUCAUCAUCUUCCUCCUCGGAUCGUGGUACACCAAGCCCGAGCUCGCGAAGCGCGUGGCGAUCUGGCAUAUCACCGGUUUCUUUGGGCAGGCGACGUCUGGGUUCCUGCAAGCUGGUAUUCACAAAUCUCUGGAUGGGCAUUUAGGUAUGGCGGGUUGGAGGUGGAUGUAUAUUGUUUGCGGUUGCAUGUCACUCCCUGUUGCUCUCUCCGUGUGGUGGCUGCUUCCUGAUUACCCGCAUAACACGACUGCGUGGUACAUCACGGAGGAGGACAAGCAGAUUGCGAUGCAGCGUGCGGCAAAGCAGGGUAAGGCCGAGAUUACAGGAGUCGUGGACAUGAAGCUCCUGAAGCGCAUGUUCGGGAACUGGCGCUGGUGGAUCUUGUGCUUGAUGUACAUCUUUUACGGCAACUCGUGCCAGGCCAACAACUACUUUGCCAUUUACCUCCGCGAGAACGGGUACAGCGUCACCCAACGCAACGUCAUCCCGGCGUGCGCCAAUCUCGUCACCAUGGUCACGGACUUUGCGUGGGGCUUCAUGUCGGACCUGACUGGUAACAGGCCCUUAUGGAUUAUUGGUCCUCUUAUGGGCACGACUGUCGCCGGCUCUUCCAUCCUUACUGCGUACCCGCCGACGGAUGCUGCGCGGGUAGCCGGUUUCUUUCUUGUGUCUUGCGGUUAUGUUACGGCUACUUGGGCGAAUGAGGUGAACAAUGGGAACGCGGAAGAGCGUGCUUUGACGAUUUCCAGCAUGAAUGGACUGUUCUACGCGACUAACUCCUUCUUGCCUAUCCUCAUCUUCCCACAGACUAUGGCACCCACUUUCAAGCGUGGCUUCCCCUCUAUAUUGUCAUUCGCGCUCGCGGCUGUGGUUUUAGUCCUCAUUGCGGACUUCUUGCAUAAGCGUCAGUUGCGACAAGAGGCACAGGCUGCUGACGAACAGCCUGCUUCCGAAACUGUCGUGGAGGGAGAAGUGGACAAGAAGGAGAAAGAAAUGGAGGGGAGACUUUCCGGAGCUAUUGAACCAGGCAGGAACUCUUCCAGUAUCAUUUGGGCAGUGAAUAUUGGAGGGGCAAACCCAGGGUUGGACGUAAAUGGUGGCACUCGUGGUUCCAAGUCACAGCUAGCACUGUUAUGCUACCAAUCUGAAAAGUCUAGGAGAUCAUUGGAAAUUUCGAAGAUUGGUGAAGUAGAUCAGUGUCUGAUGCAAGAAUUAUAUUGA
Messenger RNA from Colletotrichum acutatum, 1737 nucleotides. RefSeq names its product pantothenate transporter liz1. Gene Ontology annotation, cellular component: membrane. Bases 1 to 1737 code for a protein of 578 amino acids. The record is from RefSeq and is a predicted model, not a curated record. NCBI's taxonomy places the organism in Eukaryota, Fungi, Ascomycota, Sordariomycetes, Glomerellales, Glomerellaceae. The transcript is spliced from 13 exons. Gene Ontology annotation, molecular function: transmembrane transporter activity. Gene Ontology annotation, biological process: transmembrane transport.